UAGUCAAAAUUUGCCAAUUACGCGCUGGACUCCGGAGGUGGAAGAGAUAUUUUCGGGGGGGCUACAGCCCCCUUAAAAUAGGCUUAAGGACGCCAGUGGAGUGGACGUGGAUCUGAGUGUAGUAAAAGAGAGAAGCUGUGAACUGAGGAGAACUAGAGCCAAUCAGUAGUCAUCAAUAGUCCGGUCGAUAACUAUGUAAAUAUGACGAGUGGGGUGGCAACAAAUUAUUGACUCCGUCUCUCCCUUGAUGCACUCUUUGCUUUUGUUUACUCUCUCUCUCCCUCCCUCUCUCUCUCUCUCCCUCUCUCCCUCCCUCCCUCUCUCUCCGUCUCUCUCUCUGUGCGUGUCCCCACCGCCACCACCUGGAAAUCCGUCCCUCUCCCUUUAAGUGGGAGGUGAGCUCCAGGGCGCUGCGGACGGUGAGUGUUUGGACCCAGACCAGUAGAUAAAAAGUCACCGGGAGUGAGUGACCGAGUGCGCUCUCUGUCUCCAAAACACUUGCGCACGGCGGCAGCAGCAUUAACAGCAGCAUUAACAGCGGCAGUAACAGCGGCAGUAGUCUUCCUCCCCGCCGCGCCGUCAUCUUUAACCACAGCCACCACAAACAAGAUCAACAACAGCGACCACCGGCUCCUCCGACUCCGAAAGACCGGAGCAGAAGUCCGCGCACGUACGGAGCAGCCUCUGCGCCUCAAACCGCCGUGUUUUGCAUGCGGUGAGCAAUUAAAGCGGGAGAGGAAGAAGAGGAGGAGGACGGAAGUUUUUUCUUUUUUCUUUUUCUGCUUCUUCUCUCUGGCGGAAAGCGCAGCGCGCACCGGGACCGAAUGGUUGAGCCCAGCCCUCCAGCGCUGCACCUCCUCUCCAGCGGGGACGUGAGCAUGGCGGGCGUAGGUGUCAAGGUGGAACAGGAGGAGUUCGGCGGAGGCGGCGGCGGAGUCAGUGGCGGCUCCGAGCCUCGCAAGACGUCUCCCUCACGCGACUGGUCCGGAAAUCAGCUGCUCGAGGCCCGUCAGCUGACCCCACCGCUGUCUCGCUCCCCUUCGGAGGGUUCUCCGGGUAAGGAGCUCCCUCACAGACAGAGCCCCAUGGGACUGAAGGAGGCGAGGAUGCAUGAACGUUCAGAAGGGCCGUCCAACCUGAAGGAAGUAAUGCCUACCAUUGAGAAGCUUCUGAAUGCUGACUGGAAGGAGAAACUUCUGGAUAAAAGCACAGCGGGGGCAGGACAACUGAAAGGUACCCCGGAGUCUCUGGCAGAGAAGGAGCUCCAGUUGCUGAUGAUGAUCAACCAGCUGAGCGGCCUGAGGGAGCAGCUCCUGGGAGCCCACUCUGAGCAGAGAAACAUGGCCGCCCUUCUGCUGGAGAAACAGCAGCAGCAGAUGGAGCUGGCUCGACAACAGCAGGAGCAGAUUGCCAAGCAGCAGCAGCAGCUGAUCCAGCAGCAGCACAAGAUCAACCUGCUCCAGCAGCAGAUCCAGCAGGUGAACAUGCCCUACGUGAUGAUUCCGGCUUUCCACCCCAACGCCCAGCAACUCUCGGUCGCCUCUGAUCCACAGAUGACCUUGCCGCUGCAGCCGAUUCCCUGCAAACCGACUGUGGACUAUCCCAUGCAGCUGCUCCAAAACACUCACUCCACCCCUGUCAAGAGGAGCAGUGGUUCCUUCCGACAGGAAGCCAGUCAGCCCUUGAACCUGACCUCCAAGCCUAAGGGGCUCGAGCUGGGAAAAACACCCAGUCCACAGGCCAUGGAGCUGGGGUCGCUAGGCCUGCAAGGGACCUACAGACCCAGAGACCUCCAGAGAGAGGUGUCCCACAGCCCGCCACGAUCCGCCCUAAGUUUCCUAGGAGACGGCGACGUGGUCACCCAGGCCAUCCACGACGCCCAGCAGCUCCUGAGGAGUCACAGCGGUGGAGGCCGGGAGAAGGAGAGGGACAGAGACAGAGAUGGCGGCGGAGGAAAGAUGGAGUAUAAAGCUUCUCCCCGCAGCGAGAGGAUCUCUCACUGUGAAGACAGACACGGCCUGCCGUCCACUGAGGAUCACCUCAGCAGUGACUCUGAGAGUGCCCUGCCCGUCUCGGCCCCGGGCGGCUACGCCGAGGCCCGGCCUCCGGCCUCCUCGGGCCACAUCAAGAGACCCAUGAACGCCUUCAUGGUCUGGGCCAAGGAUGAGCGCAGGAGGAUCCUGCAGGCCUUCCCCGACAUGCACAACUCCUCCAUCAGCAAGAUCCUGGGCUCCAGGUGGAAGGGCAUGUCCAACCAGGAGAAGCAGCCGUACUACGAGGAGCAGGCGAGGCUGAGCCGGCAGCACCUGGAGCGCUACCCCGACUACAAAUACAAGCCGCGGCCCAAGCGCACCUGCAUCGUGGAGGGACGGAGGCUGAGGGUGGGCGAGUACAAGGCCAUGAUGAAGAGCCGCCGGCAGGAGCAGAGGGCCACCUACACGCACAGUCAAACGGACCCCCAGCAGAUGCAUUUCUCCCACGCUGACGGCCAGUACCCGGGCGGGGGCGGCUCGGUCUCGGUCGCGGCCAUGCCCUUCCACCCCGCGCUGCUGGAGCACUACCUACCGCAGGUCCCGCAGGCCCCGCGCAGAACCGAGGGCCAAGCGCCGGCCACCUCCCUGCCCCGGGACCGAGAGAGGGAGCGGGAGAAGGAGCGCGAGAGGGAGCGACCCCCCUACAGCGAAGGAGAGGAGAGCGACGGCGGGGAGAGGAGCGAGGGGGAACUGGUGCUCCUGACAGACUGAGGGGAAGGUGGGAAUUUGUAAAGGAGAAACUUAACAAAAGAUAAGGAAUUGGGGGAGAGGUGAGUUUGGCGGAGGUGAAAAUGGGCCUCUGUUUAAUGGCAGUCAGAGUGGAAGGAGGAUAAACAUAGGACGGAUUGAAUGAAUCAAAAAAAAAACAAAAAAAAAAAGGAAAUGUCAUCC
Messenger RNA from Mugil cephalus (flathead mullet), 2924 nucleotides. Its product is annotated as transcription factor SOX-13-like. Gene Ontology annotation, biological process: regulation of transcription by RNA polymerase II; cell fate commitment. The transcript has 14 exons. The record is from RefSeq and is a predicted model, not a curated record. Bases 825 to 2744 code for a protein of 639 amino acids. Gene Ontology annotation, molecular function: DNA-binding transcription factor activity, RNA polymerase II-specific; RNA polymerase II cis-regulatory region sequence-specific DNA binding. Lineage: Eukaryota; Metazoa; Chordata; Actinopteri; Mugiliformes; Mugilidae. Gene Ontology annotation, cellular component: nucleus.